UCAAUCAAUGCUGUCAUAUUAGUUCUCUACUGUUUUGAGAAAAUCUGACAGUAUGGUAUCUUGAGACUUACUCCGCCCGUCCAAGAACCGGCAUUCUCUUUUGUCUUGUUCUGCCCAAGAGGCCUGAUCUCGAUGAUUCUGCACCGCCACGCUUGACAACACUGCCACUCGCUGCCAUCGGCACUGCUUCGCCUUGGUCACCACCUCAGACGGUCUCCGUCACCAUGCGUCCACGACCUCCAAACGGCUACACUGCGGUCCCUUCCACUCCUUCAUCUCCAUCACCCGAAUACGGCGACGACGAGGAGCAGCUGACUCGCGCCCCGCUGCCUUCUUACCCACCGGACCCACGUUUCGAUCAGCCCACACCACCUGCAUGGCAGCGCGCCGGGCUGAUAGCUGUACUAGUUUUCUGCAUCUAUUUCGCGGUCUGGUUACAGAAUGGUUGGCAUAUGGGGGCGCUGGUCUGAACCAAGCAGCCGUAAGCGGUGGCGAGGGAAAUAAGCUCUGUCAGCGAUCAAUCUCUUGCUCGGAUCUUUCUCUUUCUGGGCUUUCGCGUAACAUAACACACUCUUCGACAACGGACUGGACCGACCAACCAUACAUCGGAGACGAGGACAUUGUAUCAAACUGCAUGCUAGCAUACGAAUGUUUAAUCUUCUUCCCACUGCGCACCGUACGGCUCAAGAAUCUUUCUGCCGAUAUGAACAGCAUCUCUGAACCCUGUGAUCAUGCAUGCAUGAGGCGUGUAGUCGGGGUUUAGGUGACGGCAAGAGCAAGCGGAUCUUCCCCAUCUGAUAGCUUUAGAAUCUGCAUCCCGAGCCCUUUCUGGUGCAUCGUUAUCUUGACUGGCCGACGCGGACUCCCGAGUGUCACGGCUUGGCUCUCCCGUCAACAGAAGAUCGAGCCUGUCUCACCGCUAUGUGAGACCGGCGCUUCGAGCCGGUAUGUACAGGAGCAAUGGGGCGUGUUUCGCAUCUGUCUAUCUCAAACUAUCAUGUCUGCCCCAGCAUCUACCAGUGCAUGCAGCAAGCACGCCUUCAUCACCGCCGCAGGGACGGAUCAACGUGCACCCUGUCCUGCUCUCAAUACGCUCGCAAACCACGGCUAUAUCUCCCAUGACGGCGGUAACUUGCAUUUCACGGCCGUUCUGCAAGCGGUCCGAUGCGUCUACAACCUCUCGCUCCCGCUGGCGUUUCUGCUGACAUUCACGGGGUUUAUCACUUGCGGAAGCUUCCGGCUCGACUGGCGCGCACUCACGUGCUCAUGGACCCUGUCUCUGGCAGAUCUCAGUGCUCGCGGCGGCUCCAAGAUCACGCACGAUGCAUCUCUCGUACACCCGUCCCACGGGACGUCGCAUGCGCCAGAUCGGUCGCUGGUCGCGGAUCUGCUCGCCCGCGCCAGAGUGCGCUGCGGCCUCACUCUCCCUGAGCUAGCUGCCGUCCAUUCUGCCCGGAUAUCCACGCUGUCUCACCCGCUGAGUCUGUUCCACGAACAAGUGGCGUUAGGGGAGUGCGCGCUGGCGUGGCUGGUGCUGCAGGACCGGAAUACCGGGGUGAUCGAGACGCAAACUCUUGAGCAGUGGUUUGGAGAGGAAAGAUUGCCCCUCGGCUGGUGGGAUGCUACGCGGCCAGUGAACAGCAUCGGACUGCUCAAGGCCAGGAGAACAGCGACUGAAAUCGGACGUCUUGCAGACACAAAGAAGAACCGCACGAUUUGAAUCAAACUUGUUGCAUGGCUUUCAGAAAGAAAAAACAAUGCUGAUUGUACUAGACUAAUCACGAAUGCACCCUCGAAUAAGCGAUAUUCUUCUCUGCCAGCUGGUUACCACGACGGCCCAUCUCAUCAGUUUGUGGGCGGCCACAAGUCAUAGAAUCUGGAGACAACCGUUUGAUCAUGCUGAGCAGUGAUCUUGAGCGACGGUCUGUGGAUGAGUCUUCCCCUUUUCCAUGUCAUGAUCUAUAUACUCUACAUGGUUCAAGAUGUUUUGUCGAUCUCAAGCGUGCUUCGAACUAAAAUGAAAAAUGAGAAGGCUAUCACGUUCAACGCAGGGUGUUCUCAGGUCAAAGAGAAGAAGCUGGUGGUCAAUGAAGAAAAGCCGAAGAGAAGUCCCAUUCAGCAAAACUAAUGCUCCUCAACAGGGUCGAACUGUUGACCUCCAGAUAAGGUGACUCUGAGUCACUCAUAUGCGAAUAUGAGACUGGCGCUCUAACCAACUGAGCCAGAGAAGCUGUGGAGCAGC
Mycena citricolor is the source of this 2242-nucleotide messenger RNA. The record is from the annotation of a GenBank genome assembly. Lineage: Eukaryota; Fungi; Basidiomycota; Agaricomycetes; Agaricales; Mycenaceae.